Messenger RNA from Nasonia vitripennis (jewel wasp), 2144 nucleotides. It is a transcript of the gene CCE-E11, whose product is annotated as carboxylesterase clade E, member 11. Lineage: Eukaryota; Metazoa; Arthropoda; Insecta; Hymenoptera; Pteromalidae. Bases 136 to 1818 code for a protein of 560 amino acids. The record is from RefSeq and is marked validated. The transcript is spliced from 7 exons.
UCAUUGACAAGUUGCAAAGUACAGAGCAAAGAAUUGUACGCAGUGACAGAUAAAAGUCAUAAGAAGGGGAAAAAAGAUAACUUAUUGGCAUUGUGAAACGACCUCAGUCUGCUUUCAGCUGUAUCGCAAAGCAAGAUGCUGUGGACUAGUUUGCUGGUUUUAUUAGCAAGUGUUAUUUUAGUUAACUGUAAGGAUGAUUAUCCAAAAGUAAAAACAACACUUGGAGCAAUUCGAGGAUAUUAUAAAAAGUCUGAGAAUGGUAAAUUGUACGAAGCAUAUGAAGGCAUUCCAUAUGCAUAUCCACCCAUAGGAAAAUUAAGAUUUAGACCACCUAAGAAAAUACCUGCCUGGACAGGUGAACUACAAGCAACCAAAGUUUCGGAUGCAUGUCUUCAGUACAUUCAUAUACCAGCUGUAGAAAAUGAACGAGUUGAGGGAAGUGAGGAUUGCUUAUAUUUAAAUGUUUAUGCACCGCUUCGUAAAGCAGAUACUUCACCAUUACCAGUUAUUUUGUGGAUUCAUGGUGGUUGCUUUCAAUUUGGAACUGGAAAUAUUUAUGGAUCAAGAUAUUUAGCUGAUAAAGAUGUCAUAUUUGUAAAUAUAAACUACAGAUUAGGAUCUCUAGGUUUUCUAAGUACCGAAGAUGAAGUUGUGCCAGGAAAUAUGGGACUUAAAGAUCAAAGUAUGGCUCUGCGUUGGGUUUAUGAUAACAUUGAAUAUUUUGGAGGAGAUCCAAAAAAAAUAACACUUACAGGUCUUAGUGCUGGAGGUGCUAGUGUACAUUAUCAUUAUUUGUCUCCUCUCAGUGCAGGAUUAUUCCAAAAUGGUAUCUCAUUUAGUGGCACAGCACUGUUGUGCUGGGCACAAACUGAAAAUGCGCGAGAAAAGGCUAAAAAGUUGGGUGCUUUACUAGGUUGUCCAACAGAUAAUACAAAAGAUAUGAUACAGUGUUUAAGAUAUCGUCCAGCUAGAACUGUAGUUCAAGCUACAUCUCAGUUUAUGCCAUGGCUUUACAAUCCUUACACUCCAUUUGGACCAGUUGUAGAAACAUCUGGUAAAGAUUAUUUCAUUAAUAAACCACCAGUUGAACUUAUUGCUAGUGGUGAUGUACAAGACGUUCCUUGGAUAACUGGGGUUGUAAGUGAAGAAGGACUUUAUCCAGUUGCAGAAUUCAUAACAAAUAAAAAGCAUUUAAAAGAUUUAGAUGACAAUUGGGACUUAGUGGCAAAGUAUUUGCUUGAUUAUAAUUAUACAUUACCAAAAGAUAAACAUGCUGAGGUAGCAGAGAAAAUAAAAAAGCAUUAUUUUGGGUCAAAGCCUAUUGAUAGAUUGAAUACGCGACCACUGACAUUGAUGGUUGGAGAUCGAUUAUUUUUAGUUGAUGCCGAAAAAGCAGCAAGGAAGCAAGCUAAAGUAAACAAAAGCCCUGUCUGGUUUUAUUACUAUAGUCAUAGAGCUGCAGACAGUCUGAGUGAUACAAUGAGUGGAACAAAAGAGAACUUUGGUGUUAGCCAUGGUGAUGACGCUUUUAUGGUCAUUGAAUCGCCUUAUAUAAAUCCAACAAAGACACAAGAAGAUGUUGCUUUACAAAGAGAUUUGUUGAAUUUUUGGGUCUCGGUUGCAACUAAAGGUAAACCAGAAUUGGGAACUGAAUGGACAGAAGUAAAUCCAACCAAGAAAGAACUAAAUUACUUGCAUAUAUCUGGACCAGGCAAGUAUGCGAUGGAAACAAAUGACAAUUUGGGAGAGAAAAAUCUUUGGAAUUCGAUAGAUUUCAACGAGAAUAAGUUGAAAGGAGGAUCUAAAGAAGAACUUUAAAAUUAGAAAAAAUCACUAUUAAUAACAUAUAUAUUGCCUCUCAACACAAACAUACUAGCAAAUAGCAGAGUAACAUAGGGUAUACAAAAUUGUUUAUAUGUUUACACAAUAAGUAUGAAAAAAUAAAGAUACCUCGCUGUUAAGCACGAUUUCGCAAUUAGGAUGUCUGCCAAUUUUGGUGAGUCCGGAAAAAAUGGAAUAGGUUUGCUUGUUAAUUAGCAGUGUGCCCACCUAAACAAUAACAUAGAUGGAUUAGUAUUAUUUUUUCACUGACUCCUUUGACAUCAUGAUUUCGAACUGUCAAAUAAAUAAGAUAUGGCUCCGAA